AUGGCUGACGAGUCGUUUGCUUCGACAUCUUCGAUCGACUCGUCUGUUUUUUUAACACCUCGUCGUCCUUUCGAUGUCAGCGAAUCCGUUAGCGGCUUUAAACGACGACGGUCUCUGAGUCCAGAGUCUGGAGAAGAUGCAGACAGAAAGAGGCAGAGGAUGCUACGCCCUGCUUCUUCGAGUCUUUCCGCUCUUCCAGGCGGUCGUACGGCGUCCAUGUCGAUGCUGCCACCGCCCGCCCGCGUGUCAGCAUCGAACCCAUUAUCUGACUUGCCGUCGACGUCUUCUCAUAGUCAAUUGACCAGUUUUCCUUCAGCCUCUGCACCUAUGCUUCGACACAGUGCCUCCUUCACGACACUCCAAGAUCUCUAUAGCAGCAUCGCACCAACUCGGCCUCGGACUCGUCAUCCCGAAUUAACAAUCUGGGAGAGCAAAACGUUUCGCGAAAAACUUAAUGCAACAAACCUCGGUGCCGUGCCCCCUCUGCUCUCUCGCAGCCAAUCUGUUUCGUCCCUCCGUCCCUCUGGCCCACCCGAGUUGCAUGACGCGUCGGCGAAGUACCACCUUCAGAAACGCGACGUGACUAUCGACUUCAAUCCCCCAGUCCCUUUCGACGACAAUCUCUCUGUCGCCCUAGCGUGUUCCAAGCAUAACAUCCUAUUCUUCCCCCGUCGCAACCGUAUCUUCUGUAAGAAACUGUCAUCAAAUGAUGUUGCCACCCAAAUGUGCAAGGUCAAAGAUGGCAAGCUUACGGCCAUGGCCAUUGGGGCGUUUGGCUCGGAGGGUGUCGAGUCGAUCGCGAUAGCUUCUCGUGCCGGAUUGAUCGAGAUCUGGGAUAUCAAGACGAUGCAGAAGCUUAUCAGUUUUUCGAUGAAGGCGCCUACUGCCCUUGCCUGGAAUGGACCCGUCCUGACGGUGGGCAACGCUGAAGGUAGCAUAAGGCAUUACGAUACCCGGUUGGACAAGGAUAAGAUGAAGAAGGGCUUGAAGGUCAUCAGAUACCACAAGGCUAUGAUUGCCAAGAUCGCGUACAACUUUAAUACCAGCAACUAUAUGUUCGCUACUGGAGAUGUUGACGGGAACGUUUUGGUCUGGAAUGCAAAGACCAACCAGCCGAUGAAUGUAGGGGAUCUUGUUCCCGAGUCUGCGAGGAGACUCAGAAGCGAAAGCUACCCGAAGGAAAUCAAGCACACUGCCCCGAUCACUGCCAUAUCUUGGGCCCCCUGGAAUUCCAAGCUCUUCGCAGCUGGUGACAAAAAUGGCCUAACCCGCGCAUGGAUAGUGGAUCCCACCUCUCCUAUUUCUGAUAUUGUUCCUGGUCGAACAAUGGAUUACGGAACGCGCGUCGUCUCUAUUCAUUGGUCAUACAACGUUAAGGAGUUCCUUACGGUUCACGGCGAGAUAACGACCAAAUAUAACCCCUCUGAACAUGGCGAGAUCCCGAAAGCUAAUACAGUUGUAUCGCAUCAUUACCCGAGUCUGUACGAGAUCAAUUCCGUGUCGAUAGGCGAUGACGUGCGAGGCAACGUUUGCGGGAGUGUCAUGAACAGAGACGAGACGAAGAUUAUUUUGGCGGUUCCCCGGCCACCGGCAAAUCUUCCACCUACUGAGGCGGAUAUCGCAUCUGCUGCUGCCGCUAAUGCUGUUCAGGCGGCUCUUGCGGCCAUUGCGAGGGCGACGAGAAACGCUACUGCGAUACGAACCGCUGCCGCCGCGGAAGCCACUGCUACAACGGAAGCCACUCCCACGACAACCACUGUUUCGGAGGGAUCUACUAUUGCGACGGCGGUAGCCACCACGUCCAGGACGGCAGCCUCUGCCGUGACAGAGGCAGUUGCUACACCUAGACGAUGGACUAGCGUAAGGACUGGAGCCAUCACGCCCAGACGAAGGACCGUCGUCACAACAGAGAUAUCUGGUACUCCGUCUCGAAGGGCUACUGGUACGAGGGCCACACAGACGGCUACUCCUGGGAGACGGGCUGCCAACACCACGACUGUAAAUGCUAUUGCCUCUCCAGUUGUGGCUUCUAUUGGGAUGACUACCACAACCACAAGUGAAGUGGCUCAGAUUUCUGGACGACAAAAUAGUACGAUCGAGGGGUCAACGCCUGCACCAGGGGGAUCAUCCACUGCGACGGGUACAGCUACGGUGGCAGCGAGGACGCCCAAAAAGCAACGUCCGGUGAACGGAAAGCUGUAUGUCUGGAACGCGUGGGGCAUUCCAUACAUCCCUCCGGAACCCAGCAUCGAAAUGAGGCUGAUGACCUGUAUUCGCUAG
Messenger RNA from Desarmillaria tabescens, 2280 nucleotides. RefSeq lists its product as uncharacterized. Lineage: Eukaryota; Fungi; Basidiomycota; Agaricomycetes; Agaricales; Physalacriaceae. Gene Ontology annotation, cellular component: anaphase-promoting complex. Bases 1 to 2280 code for a protein of 759 amino acids. Gene Ontology annotation, biological process: positive regulation of anaphase-promoting complex-dependent catabolic process; positive regulation of ubiquitin protein ligase activity; anaphase-promoting complex-dependent catabolic process. Gene Ontology annotation, molecular function: anaphase-promoting complex binding; ubiquitin ligase activator activity; protein binding. The record is from RefSeq and is a predicted model, not a curated record. The transcript has 3 exons.